CAGCAUUAAAAGACAACAAGACUUCCCCAUUCCAUUUCUACGUGACAAUAGGACACAGAGGCUCUAGCCAGGUUAUGCUCACGUCACCAAGUACCCCACAGGUGCACAGAGAGGCCAUAAAUCAGAAAAUAAGAAAGCCCGGUGGCCCGGCUGCCAACGUGGCUCGCGGAUCAGUAGUUAAAGCGACCUUCGCGACGUCAACAACCUGGGCGGACAUGAACUCGCCUCGGGCUUGAUUUGUCCUGACACCAGUACGAGCCUUCCACUUUCCCUCAUUCCUGUCGCCGAGAUACCGAGAUAUACUAAAAAGCCAGGAUGGGUUCUGAUAAGAAUGCCCAAGGGCACAUCCUCAAGUAUGUGAGCCUGGUAACACUCACAGUACAAAACUCUGCCGUUGCGUUAAGUAUGCGCUAUGCAAGGACUCGGACAGGAGAUAUGUUUAUUGCGUCCACAGCUGUUGUGAUGGCAGAGUUUGUCAAGCUCUUGGCUUCUCUCUUUCUAGUAUGGAAGCAAGAGGGAUCUUUGCAGCACUGGUUCAUGGCACUACACACCCAAAUAUGGCAGCAGAAAUUAGACACUCUGAAAGUGUGCGUCCCUUCGUUUAUUUACCUUGUGCAGAAUAAUCUGCUGUAUGUGUCUGCCUCCAACCUUGAUGCUGCUACCUACCAGGUGACAUACCAGAUGAAGAUUCUAACAACAGCCAUGUUUGCGGUUCUGAUUUUGAGAAAGCAGCUCCGUGGCACACAGUGGUUAGCUUUGGUGUUCCUGACUGUUGGCGUAGCUCUGGUGCAGCUGUCUUCGAGUGAUGGAGGUUCCUCAGCCAGCUCCAGUGAUCAAAAUCGUCUUUUGGGUUGUGUAGCUGCAAUUGCAGCAUGUUGCUGCUCAGGAUUUGCAGGAAUUUACUUUGAGAAAAUUCUUAAAGGGUCAGAUGUUUCAGUUUGGGUCAGAAAUGUUCAGCUGUCAUUCCUGUCACUUCCCCUAGGUGUUAUGACUGCAUACAUGAAUGACUUUUCAUCUAUCACUGAAAAAGGGUUCUUCUUUGGGUAUGAUGGGUAUGUGGUGUACUUAGUAGUCCUCAAUGCCGUUGGAGGCUUGUUAGUGGCAAUGGUCGUUAAGUAUGCAGACAACAUUUUAAAGGGCUUUGCAACUUCAUUAGCAAUUGUAUUAUCUACAAUUGCCUCAGUAUUUAUGUUUGGUUUUGUAAUAACAUUCCAGUUUGCAGUUGGUACCGCAAUGGUGAUUGGCUCAAUCUUCCUGUACAGCCACGAGCCAAAGAAACCAACAGCCAACCCCAUGGGUAGCACCACUGGAGCUAGUGACAGCAACUCUACAUAAAAAAGCUGAUGAUUCUCAAGAAUCUUCAGGGAGUAUUCCAAGCCAGUGUUGCUUUCUAAAUGCCAAACUUUUUAAAUUCUAUUUUAUUUUCUAAUUCAUAAUUCAUAAUGAAGGAAGCAUUACUGAUGUUUGGUAACUGAGUUGGUAUAUUUCAUACAGUGAUGAAUAGCUAAUUACUAUUGGGAAAGGCAACUGGCUCCUUAUUUUGUUUUCCAUGAUCUAAAUUGUUGGUUAAAUAUAUCAUUAGUGUUGUGGUUAUUAAAUUUCAUGGACAGUAUUAUAUAGUAUCAGUAUUAAUGUAUUUCCUUUUUGUUAUGCCAUCUGCUGUGUCAUCAGUGCAUUUCAUUUCAUUUAUAAUUUUUUGUGUUUCUGUUUCGAGUCAGGUGAUUAUUGCAUUUAAAUACAUGUUUGGUGUGACAGAUUAGUGUCUGUGUAGGAUAUCUCUCUCUCUCUCUCUCUCUCUCUCUCUCUCUCUCUCUCUCUCUCUCUCUCUCUCUC
Molecule: messenger RNA, 1833 nt
Organism: Penaeus vannamei (Pacific white shrimp)
Lineage: Eukaryota; Metazoa; Arthropoda; Malacostraca; Decapoda; Penaeidae
Gene: Ugalt
Product: UDP-galactose transporter
Biological process (GO): pyrimidine nucleotide-sugar transmembrane transport
Cellular component (GO): Golgi membrane
Molecular function (GO): UDP-galactose transmembrane transporter activity
Source: RefSeq, a predicted model, not a curated record